CAUUAUAGCUGUAAUACCUCUGGAUAUACUUUACGCUAUUUACGGCCCAAACUCAUUCUGUCGAGUAAACCGAAUGGUAAAGAUACACACGUACUGGGAGUUUUUCGGCCGACUGACGGCGGUGGCGGCGUUCCCCAACGUCACCCGAGUGGCCCGCACCCUGUUCUACAUGUUCUUCCUCAUCCACAUCAACAGCUGCGCCUACUACAUGGCCAGUCUGCUGCAGGGCUUCGGCUCCAACACCUGGGUGUACAACAACGUCGGCAACGCGUACGCGCGGUGCGUGUUUUUCGCCACCAAGACGGCCAUGUCGGUAGGCAGGAACCCCAAACCGACCAACGUCGCAGAGUAUGUGUUCAUGGCGGCCAGCUGGCUGCUGGGAGUGUUCGUGUUCGCCAUCCUACUCGGUCAGAUCCACGACAUUGUGGCGAUGGCGAGCCGGUCUCAGACAGAGUUUCGUGAGCGGCUGGACAAGGUGAUGCUGCUGCUGAAGAACAAGGGGGUGCCGCAGGAGACCCGUCAGCGGGUCAAACUCUGGCUGACCUACACCCAUCAGGAGGAUACCACGCCGACGGAGCACAACUGCCUCCUGAGCCUGCCGCUGAAGCUGCGGACCGAUGUGGCCAUGCAGGUCCACUACAGCACGCUGGGCAAGGUGCGCCUGUUCAGAGGCUGCGACAUCACCUUCCUCAGAGACGCGGUGCUGCAGCUGCAGCCGGUCGUCCUCCUUCCUGGAGAUUUCGUCUUCAGACAGGCAAGCACAGCAAAAGUUGUCUGA
Messenger RNA from Amphibalanus amphitrite, 778 nucleotides. RefSeq names its product cyclic nucleotide-gated cation channel beta-3-like. Gene Ontology annotation, biological process: monoatomic cation transmembrane transport. Gene Ontology annotation, cellular component: intracellular cyclic nucleotide activated cation channel complex; plasma membrane. The record is from RefSeq and is a predicted model, not a curated record. Gene Ontology annotation, molecular function: intracellularly cAMP-activated cation channel activity; protein-containing complex binding; intracellularly cGMP-activated cation channel activity. NCBI's taxonomy places the organism in Eukaryota, Metazoa, Arthropoda, Thecostraca, Balanomorpha, Balanidae. Bases 74 to 778 code for a protein of 234 amino acids. The transcript is spliced from 5 exons.